Molecule: messenger RNA, 2591 nt
Organism: Mangifera indica (mango)
Lineage: Eukaryota; Viridiplantae; Streptophyta; Magnoliopsida; Sapindales; Anacardiaceae
Product: ETHYLENE INSENSITIVE 3-like 1 protein
Exons: 2
Coding region: 318-2210 (630 amino acids)
Cellular component (GO): nucleus
Molecular function (GO): DNA binding; DNA-binding transcription factor activity
Source: RefSeq, a predicted model, not a curated record
CUUAUCCCUUACCCUUGUUGUAAACUGAGCCUUUUCUCCUCUCUCUCUCUCUCUCUCUCUCUCUCUCUAUUACAACACCAACACCAUAAAAGCUGAAACAAAACUGUUAUCUCUUUCUCUUUAACCAGUCUGAGUCUCAGAGUCAGCAUCAUAACACAAACUUUACAUGGCUUAGAGCAUUCUUAAGUUUGUUGGUGUUCUCAUUUGAUCUAAUUUUUGCAUCAGUGGCGGCCUGAUUUGGGAAGUUAUUUAUUUCAAAGAGAAAGUUUUUGAUACAAAAGAUCUGUGGGCGGUUUUUAUUUUUGUUCUCUGUGGUGAUGGGAAUCUUUGAAAAUUUGGGAUUUUGCGGAAACCUCGAUUUCCUCUCAGCUCCUCCCUGUGAAGGACAGACAGCUUCGGAGCAUGAAGUAGAGGCAACUGCUGAGGACUAUAGUGAUGAAGAAAUGGAUGUUGAAGAGCUGGAGAAGAGGAUGUGGAGGGACCGAAUGCUCUUGAAGCGGCUUAAAGAGCAGCAGAAUAAGGGUAAGGAAGAAGUAGACAGUGCAAAGCAGCGUCAAUCUCAGGAGCAAGCUCGAAGGAAGAAGAUGUCGCGAGCACAGGAUGGUAUCCUGAAAUAUAUGCUGAAAAUGAUGGAAGUUUGCAAGGCUCAGGGUUUUGUGUAUGGAAUCAUCCCUGAGAAGGGAAAGCCGGUGAGUGGAGCCUCUGAUAACCUUCGAGCUUGGUGGAAGGAAAAAGUCAGGUUUGAUCGGAAUGGGCCUGCUGCAAUUGCCAAAUACCAGGUUGAUCAUGCUAUCCCUGGAAAGAAUGAAGACUGUGGUGCAGCUGUGUCUACCCCUCACACCUUACAGGAGCUUCAAGACACUACACUUGGAUCUCUCUUGUCUGCUCUUAUGCAGCACUGUGAUCCGCCCCAACGGCGAUUUCCAUUAGAGAAAGGUGUUGCACCACCCUGGUGGCCGAGUGGAAAUGAAGAGUGGUGGCCUCAGUUGGGUCUUCCAAAGGAUCAGGGUCCUCCCCCAUACAAGAAGCCCCAUGAUCUGAAGAAGGCCUGGAAAGUGAGUGUUCUCACAGCAGUCAUCAAGCACAUGUCACCAGAUAUUGCUAAGAUCAGAAAGCUUGUUCGUCAAUCUAAGUGCUUGCAGGAUAAGAUGACUGCCAAGGAGAGCGCUACUUGGUUGGCAAUAAUUAAUCAAGAGGAGGUGUUGUCACGAAAACUUUAUCCUGAUAGCUGCCUUCCUGCAUCUGCUGGUGGGAGUGGGUCUUUUGUUAUCAGCGAUACCAGUGACUAUGAUGUUGAAGGGAGGGUAGAUGAUGAUCGAAAUGUUGAAGUGGAGGAGGUGAAGCCUCGUGAUGUGAAUCUCCUCAAUAUUGGGACAGUGGGACUGAGGGAUAGGCUUAUGCUGACACAACCUUUGGCUCCUCAAAUUAAGGGAGAGCUUGUGGAAACCAAUUCAGAUUUCUAUCCGAAGAGGAAGCAGCUGGCCGAUAUGCCUUACAUGAUGAUGGAUCAGAAGAGGUAUACCUGUGAGUACCCAGGGUGCCCAAAUAGUGACUACAGGUUUGGAUUCCUUGACAGGUCUUUGAGGAACAACCACCAGAUGAAUUGCCCAUAUCGCGGCAAUUCUUCUCAAGGGUUUGGAGUGACAGAUUUUCAAAUGAGCAAUGACAAACCUUCUGUGUUCUCUUUACCUGUUACUCAGCCACCUCAACCACCUCAACAGAAGCUGCCGACUCAACUGGUGAACCAGACUCAUUCACAAUUUAAUGUAUCAGGACUUCGAAUCACAGAUGAUGGGCAAAAAAUGAUUUCUGAUCUGAUGUCUUCCUAUGAUACUAAUCAUCAGCAGAACAAAAGCUUGAAUACUGGGGGUCUUAAUGUACCGGUGGGGCUUAAUGUUAUUGAUGCUCAAACACAGCCUCAGCAUCAACAUCAGCAGAAAUUUCAAUUUCAGAUGGAUGAUAGCUUCUACAGCCAAGUGGGUAUGAUGGGAGGCAACAUACCUGAGCUGCCGAACUUGCCAGUUAACAACUCCAUUUUCUCCCCAGCCGAUAUUCGUUUUGAUCAGAUUAAAUCAUUUGGUUCUCCAUAUGACACCAAUCCAGGCAAUAAUAUUGCUGACUUCAGUUUUAGCUCACCAUUCAACAUUGCACCAGCUGAUUUCCCCAUGGAUCCUCUGCCAAAGCAGGAUGGAUCGAUGUGGUAUGCAUGAAGAAUAAAUCUGACCUUGCAUGGACCUGCAGUUAAUCCUGAACUCUAAUACAAAGGGAGGUGAUUGGAGAAAGGUUACAAUUAACACAGUUCUGCUCUGGCAGCUCGACUGAGGCUUCGCCCAUUCACAUUUAGUCACUAAAUAUGUUUGUUUAAAACCCGUAUACACUGGGGUUUCUUCUCAGAACUUUUGAGUCUUUCCAAGUCUAGGUUGCUUUCAUUGCCGUACUGAGAAAAGGGUUUCCUCAGUAUUGCUGUUGAAGUUUAGAAGCAUUAAUUUCUUGUCUUUACAGUUUAUAUUUGCAUGUAGUUAUAAAUAUAUACACAUGAACUUAUUUGUAAGUACACAUAAUCUCUAAAUAUGUUUUUGUUUCAUCAAUAA